Molecule: messenger RNA, 729 nt
Organism: Asparagus officinalis (garden asparagus)
Lineage: Eukaryota; Viridiplantae; Streptophyta; Magnoliopsida; Asparagales; Asparagaceae
Product: disease resistance protein RGA2-like
Exons: 1
Coding region: 1-729 (242 amino acids)
Source: RefSeq, a predicted model, not a curated record
AUGUCUCCUGACACAGUUACCCCAGUUGAUUGUUUCGCUCUCCCAUCACUCCGAUCCCUUUGGCUUGUUGAUUGUGGUGGAUCUGACGGUCUCACUCCUGCGUUAUUAAUGCAAGGUUCCCUCACUUCUCUUUUAGCCCUUGCAUUACGUGGAGCUAACCACAUAACAGCCUUUCCCUUCGAAGUGGAGUGUAGAAGAUUUACUUCACUGAGGGUGUUGAGACUGACAGGGUGUGAUGAGCUGGCAUCAGUGGAGUGUCCCAAGCUUGUGCAAGCAGCUGCAGCGGCAACUCCAGCAUCAAUAAUCAAGCGGGAAGAGGAGCAGGGGUUCACAUCGACUGUUGAAGAACUUGAAAUCGAUGACCCGUUCCUGCUCCACGUAGAGCCAUUGAGAAAACUCACGUCUGUCAGGCGGCUAGAAAUAGGAGAUGGUAGUCAUCUGGAGGCUGCUCUCGCGGAGCCAUGGCUGUUACAGAAUUCAACUUCACUGCGAAGUCUCCAUCUGUGGCGUAAAGCAAAGAUCUUGCCUUCUAGCCUCCAAACUCUCUCUUCCCUCGAGUACUUGACACUUGGUGAAGCUUGUGAUCUCCAAUCGCUGCCACAACUACCUCUUUCUCUGCGAACGCUGAUGAUCGGGGGCUGCAACGAGACGCUGAAGGAGCGAUGCCGGGAGAAUGAAGGUGCUGAUUGGCCCAACAUCCGACACAUCCCUGACAUCGAUAUUGAUUAG